This is a messenger RNA of Populus trichocarpa (black cottonwood), 1454 nucleotides long. RefSeq names its product WD repeat-containing protein LWD1. The transcript is spliced from 2 exons. Lineage: Eukaryota; Viridiplantae; Streptophyta; Magnoliopsida; Malpighiales; Salicaceae. Bases 119 to 1159 code for a protein of 346 amino acids. The record is from RefSeq and is a predicted model, not a curated record. Gene Ontology annotation, cellular component: nucleus. Gene Ontology annotation, molecular function: protein binding.
AAAAAUUUGAUUUUGACCUUUCACUACCGGGCAGAUAAAAAGAAGCCGAUUCCCCUCUCCUCCCCGCUCUAUCCACCACAGAUCUCUGCUGCUCUUCUUUCUUCCCAUAAAACAGACAAUGGGAGGUAGCAGCGACCCAAAUCAAGACGGGUCGGACGAGCAACAGAAACGAUCAGAGAUCUACACAUAUGAGGCACCAUGGCACAUCUACGCCAUGAACUGGAGCGUCCGUCGUGACAAGAAGUACCGUCUCGCCAUCGCCAGCCUCCUAGAACAGUACCCAAACCGGGUCGAGAUUGUACAGCUGGACGAAUCCAAUGGAGAGAUCCGAUCCGACCCGAAUCUGUCCUUCGAGCACCCUUAUCCACCUACCAAAACCAUAUUCAUCCCGGACAAGGAGUGCCAAAAGCCUGACCUCCUCGCGACCUCCAGCGACUUCCUGCGCGUGUGGCGCAUAAACGAUGAGCAGCCGCGCGUGGAGCUCAAAAGCCUGUUAAAUGGCAACAAGAACAGCGAAUUUUGCGGGCCUUUGACUUCCUUUGACUGGAACGAAGCAGAGCCAAGGCGAAUUGGGACAUCCAGCAUUGACACGACUUGCACCAUCUGGGAUAUCGAGAGGGAGACUGUUGAUACACAGUUAAUCGCCCACGACAAGGAGGUAUACGACAUCGCAUGGGGCGGUGUUGGGGUUUUCGCUUCUGUUUCAGCCGACGGGUCGGUUAGGGUUUUCGAUUUACGGGAUAAGGAGCAUUCAACGAUAAUCUACGAGAGUUCGGAGCCCGACACGCCUUUGGUUAGGCUGGGGUGGAACAAGCAGGAUCCGAGGUACAUGGCCACGAUAAUCAUGGACAGUGCUAAGGUUGUGGUGUUGGAUAUUCGCUUCCCAACUCUUCCAGUGGUGGAAUUGCAGAGGCAUCAUGCUAGUGUUAAUGCCGUUGCUUGGGCCCCGCAUAGUUCAUGCCAUAUUUGUACUGCUGGGGAUGAUUCACAGGCGUUAAUUUGGGACCUCUCUUCCAUGGGUCAGCCUGUUGAGGGUGGAUUGGACCCCAUUCUUGCUUAUACUGCUGGUGCUGAAAUCGAGCAGUUGCAGUGGUCGUCUUCUCAGCCUGAUUGGGUUGCCAUUGCUUUCUCUACCAAGCUGCAGAUUCUCAGGGUUUGAUUGAAUUUGCUAGGUUACAUCUUCAAUGGUUUUCGGUUGCUGUUGUGGUCACUGGUUAGAACUUCUCAGGUGUCUUAUACGGAGGCAGGAGGAAAACUUCAAGACGUGUAUGUUGUUGGAAAUGUUCCUUAGAGUCCUGCAAUUAAUAAUCUAGGGUUAAGUUUAUCUGGACCUGAUUGUGAAUUGUUUCUUCCUUCAGUUGACAGUAUAAAACUUUGUUACCAUCAACAUUAUAAUCUGUGCCGCUUCUGCUAUUGCUCUUGGCACUUGUGGAGUUGUGGGUAAUCUUACUCUA